AUGGUCAAUGGUCGGAGGUUAAUCACUGCCAAGAUCGCUGACCUGGGUACGACGAAAUAUGACCUCUCUGGAAAUAUGCAAACCUAUACCGGGUCAGGUGUUUACGUGGCCUCUGAAUUCUGGGAGCCUAAACUACAUCACACCAAUGCUGUUGAUAUAUGGUCUUUUGGCAUUAUCAUGCUCGAACUGCUUACACAUCAGGGAACGCGAUUGAAGGGAUGGGAUGCUCGGUUACCGCCAAGCCCAGGAUGUGCACCGGAACUGGAUACGUCAGAACCUGCAGCCGCUUAUAGAACGCUCAUCAAAGGAUUUCAGAGCCCUAUUAAAGGGUGGACGGCAGGUCAAAUCGAAAAGUGGCUGAAGGAAAACGUCCAGGCAGACGCUGGCACCAGCAGAAAGCGCGGAGCAUCUUCACUAAGGGAGAUGGGUGAUGACGAGGAAGACAGGAGCUUGCGGGGCGACUACACCGCUGUAUCGAAGCCUUGCGCCAACCAUGGUGCCUCGCCUACCAGCGGCCUUCCGGACACAGUCCUCUUGGACUUACCGAGCCCGGGCAUGAAGACUCCAGUUGCAAGGGUAUAG
Fonsecaea multimorphosa CBS 102226 is the source of this 582-nucleotide messenger RNA. RefSeq lists its product as uncharacterized. Gene Ontology annotation, biological process: protein phosphorylation. The transcript is spliced from 2 exons. Gene Ontology annotation, molecular function: ATP binding; protein kinase activity. The coding region runs from base 1 to 582 and encodes 193 amino acids. Lineage: Eukaryota; Fungi; Ascomycota; Eurotiomycetes; Chaetothyriales; Herpotrichiellaceae. The record is from RefSeq and is a predicted model, not a curated record.